AUGGCAGAGAACCCUACUGAUAUUGCCCCUGUGGGCCCCCGCCUCACCCCUGAUGAAAAUGAAUUUCCCUUUGGAUACCCUACCAGUAUCUGCCAGAGGACCCCUGAGCCCAAGUACUUGUGCUGUGGUUGCCACAAUGUUCUGAAGAAGGCCCAGCAGACCCUAUGUGGCCACCGAUACUGUGCUGCCUGCCUCUCCUGGAUAGUGAGGAUCAGCAAGAACCCCAUAUGUUCAAGGUGCAAGGAAGAGAAUCCACGGUCUGUGGAAGAUGAAAGUUUCUUAUCGGAAGAGAAGGCUUUUGUUGAUGCUGCCAUUAAUAAGGAAAUCUCUGAGCUGAGUGUGCAUUGCGUGAUUUCUGGGUGUGGCUGGACUGGCCUCAUGAAGAAUUUUGAGACACAUGUAUGUGGGGGAAUCUCCUUGAAGGACCACAGUCAGACCGUGACCAAGAUCGGCACAGAAGAGAAGGAUAGUUUGGUGCCGGCUGAGGUCCAGGGUAGGUGCUCCUUUGCAGACAUUGGCUGUUCCUUUAAGCAGGGUAGCCAGGAAAUGGUGAAGGAGCAUGAGGCUUCCUCACUAAGAGAACACCUAAGGCUGCUGUUACAGCUCGUGAACCAAGUAAAGGCGCAGUCAGAUCCCAACAGAGGGAAAAGGAAAUCAGGCCUCAGUCAUACUAAGCCUAAUGUGAAUCCCCUGGAGGGAAACCUGUCCGACCUACAACUACAAGGAGCUGUGGAGGUCAAUGGUGACUUGGAGGCUGACUACUUCCAUGCCACCUCCUCUGACUCUGAGGAAGAGCUGGCCCUUCAGAGGUUCAUGAAGGAGAAGCUUCUUGCUGAGCUGGAAGAAAAGCUGCAUGUCUUUGAGAAUAUUGUGACCGUCCUGAACAAGGAGGUGGAGGCCUCCCACCUGGCCAUUGCUGCCUCUGUGCACCAGAGUGGACUGACCCAGGACCUCAUCCUGAGCUUAGAGCAGAGGGUCAUGGAUUUGCAACAGACCUUGGCCCAGAAAGACCUUGCCCUGACCAAGUUGGAGCAGAGCCUCCAUCUCCUGGAGGAGGCUUCCUAUGAUGGUGUCUACCUGUGGAAAAUCACCAACUUCACCAGGAGAUGUCAUGAGUCUGCGUGUGGAAGGAUGGUCAGUCUGUUCUCACCAGCUUUCUACACUGCCCGAUAUGGCUAUAAAUUAUGCCUUCGGAUCUACCUGAAUGGAGAUGGGACAGGAAAGGGGACACACCUUUCACUCUUUAUUGUGAUCAUGAAAGGGGAAUAUGAUGCUCUCCUGGACUGGCCUUUCCGGAAUAAGGUCACAUUCAUGUUGCUGGACCAGAACAACAGAGAGCACAUUACUGAUUCCUUUCACCCAGACCCGACUUCAGGCUCCUUCCAGAGGCCUCAGGGAGAAAGCAACGUAGCCAGUGGCCGCCCUAUGUUCUUCCCACUGAACAAACUACAGUCCCCCAAACAUGCCUAUGUGAAAGAUGAUACAGUCUUCCUCAAGUGCAUUAUAGAAACUAACUUAUUAAGCUGAGAAACAGAGGCCUAGCCAGACCUUAGAAGAAUACAAGAACAAGAAAACACAUAGAAAGAAGCUGAUGUAAAGAAUCAUUCUCACUGUUGGAAAGAACCUCAGAGGCCAUCUAGCCCUGCAGAAAUCCCUUCUUUAACAUUCCAGACAAGUGGUCAUCUGGGCUCUGCUUGAACACUUCCAGUGAUGGGGAACUCACUACCUCUAAUGGCUCAGCCCAUUCCAUUGUUGGACAGCUCUGUUACUAGGAAAUUCUUCCUUAAACCUCCUUCACAGUGACUUCCAUUUACUGCUCUUUGUUCUGUCUUCUUGAGCCACACAGAACAAGUUUACCACAUCUUAGAGAAGAAGAAGGCUUGGUCCAAGGCAAAAAGUCCAAAAACCUAGGUUCAAGGCCCCAUCACAUGACCCACCAGCUAUGUAAUCAUGGGCAAAAAAAAAUAAUUGAACUUUCUGAACCUCAAUUUACUCACUUCAGGAGUAACUCACAACUCUGCCCCCCUCCCCACAAGAACUGUUUGGCAUCCAGUGAACUGGCUACUACCCAUGGGACUAUUAGGAUGGAAGUAUUAACCCCACACCACCCUCAUCCCCAUUGUGCUGUUCAAAUUCAGAGUCUGUGUGUGCUCUUUUAAGCAAUCAGCUGUUACUUUAUGCUAGCUUGGUGUACUCUCUGUCCCUGGCCUGGUGGUCUGCUUGACUAGACAGACAGACAGACAUCUGUCUAGAUAGAUGUAGACAGAGUAAGCAUUUAUUAAGUGCUUACUGGAGAAGAGGACCAGAGAGUGAGUUAAGGUAAGAGGAAGAUGAAGCAUGGAUCCACUUGAAAUGGCAGUCCCAGGGACAAUAGGGUAGCGGAAAUGACAUUUCUCAGGAGAUAAACAGACCUGGGUUCUAGUAUCUACUUUGCCAGUAAUAGAGUUAUUGUGAAGAAAGUGCUUUGUCAAUCCUAAAGUGUUAGAGAAAUGUGAGUUUUAAUUACAGGGUCUCAAUUAGUGCAAAUAAUGAAUCCCAUGAAGUGGUCUCAUCAUUUGAAUUUGCACUGUGUAUUUCCAUUGGUCUGGAACCAAUAACCAUAUUUUAACUUUGAAAUUUGAAUAUAUGCAACUACUUCAUGGAAUUCAUCGUUUACACUCAUUGGGACCUAGCUGUACAUACAGCAGACAAUCCAUUGAUGUAGAUGGUGGCUCACAUCAUGAGGCCUGGAGUUUUGCAAGGUCCCUGGGCUAGAAGGCCCUGAUGAAGGGCAAUUGGAAAGGGGAGAAGAAAGGAUGUGGAAA
Trichosurus vulpecula (common brushtail) is the source of this 2804-nucleotide messenger RNA. It is a transcript of the gene TRAF1, whose product is annotated as TNF receptor associated factor 1. NCBI's taxonomy places the organism in Eukaryota, Metazoa, Chordata, Mammalia, Diprotodontia, Phalangeridae. The transcript is spliced from 9 exons. The record is from RefSeq and is a predicted model, not a curated record. Bases 1 to 1527 code for a protein of 508 amino acids. Gene Ontology annotation, cellular component: cytoplasmic side of plasma membrane; plasma membrane signaling receptor complex. Gene Ontology annotation, biological process: regulation of apoptotic process; regulation of canonical NF-kappaB signal transduction; tumor necrosis factor-mediated signaling pathway. Gene Ontology annotation, molecular function: zinc ion binding; tumor necrosis factor receptor binding; ubiquitin protein ligase binding.